This is a messenger RNA of Aspergillus ruber CBS 135680, 600 nucleotides long. RefSeq lists its product as uncharacterized. Bases 118 to 453 code for a protein of 111 amino acids. The transcript has a single exon. The record is from RefSeq and is a predicted model, not a curated record. NCBI's taxonomy places the organism in Eukaryota, Fungi, Ascomycota, Eurotiomycetes, Eurotiales, Aspergillaceae.
UCGGGGGAACACAUUUCGUUUUUUGAUACCAUCUCGAGGAUCCGUUAUUCUUAUGCAAUUUUGCAUCUUUUUAUUUAUUUAUUUUUUCUUUCUGGAUUACUAUUUUUAUUUGAUGAUAUGAUGCGAUACUUGGCAACUGUCUUGUAUUCUUCAUACUGUUUUGGGUUAGGCUCGCUGUUCGCAAUGCCUCUCAGCGACCAAACCUUGGUUUUUUUUUUGUAUAUGUCGUCUUGCUUAAUGUCCAAUCCCCUCGACUGUGUUUUUAAUUUUCCUCAUCUGUGCCGUGUUUCUUUACUUCCCCCCGGCCCCUAUCCUCCUGGUGUGUUGUUUGCUUAUGUUAAUGCCAUUCGGAAAUCACUUUUUGUAUUGCCACGUUGGAUUGAUGAAUGCUUUCCUGGGCUCUUUGGACAGAAUGAGGAGGAAUGUAAUCGGACAUCUUUGGGUCACCGUUGAUUGUACUAUGAUUUCCGGAAUGAUGAUUAUGGCCCAAUUUUCAAACCACUCAUUAGGAUAGCUGUACUCUACAAUUGCAUUGCUCUUUUUAUUGAUGUCAGACUGAUUCAGGAUAGAGAGUAGUCCAAAUACCAGGACAUAGUACGG